UUUCAGAAUCAGAAGAAACACAAACAACUCUUAACACUGUUUUCACGAAAACCAAUACACACCGAACGGUAUUCUAUCAUCUUCUUCAUCUUACAAGGUAAUAGAAAGUUAAAAGUAGAAUGAAUCCUGACAAGUUCACACACAAGACCAAUGAGUCUCUGGCCGCCGCUCAUGAACUCGCAAGCGACGCCGGCCACGUGCAGUUCACGCCGCUCCAUCUCGCCACCGCUUUGAUCUCCGACCCCGCCGGCAUUUUCCGUCAGGCGAUUGCCAAUGCCGGCGGCAGCGAGGAGUCUCCGAAGUCGGUGGAGAGAGUUUUCAACCAGGCGCUGAAGAAGCUUCCGUCGCAGUCGCCUCCGCCGGAGCAAGUACCGGCGAGUACUACUCUGAUUAAGGUGAUUCGGAGGGCGCAGUCGGCGCAGAAGUCCCGAGGGGACACGCAUUUGGCUGUUGAUCAGUUGAUUCUGGGGCUUUUGGAGGACUCGCAGAUUGGGGAUUUGAUGAAGGAGGCUGGCAUUGCGGCGGCGAAGGUGAAAUCGGAGGUUGAGAAGCUGAGGGGUAAAGAGGGGAAGAAAGUGGAGAGUGCUUCUGGGGAUACGAAUUUUCAGGCUUUGAAGACUUAUGGGAGGGAUCUUGUGGAGCAGGCUGGGAAGCUUGAUCCUGUGAUAGGCAGAGAUGAGGAGAUAAGGAGGGUGGUGAGGAUUCUUUCGCGGAGGACGAAGAAUAAUCCGGUGCUGAUUGGAGAGCCUGGAGUUGGGAAGACUGCGGUGGUUGAGGGUUUGGCUCAGAGGAUUGUAAGAGGGGAUGUUCCUAGUAACUUGGCUGAUGUCAGGCUGAUUGCAUUGGACAUGGGUGCUCUCGUGGCGGGUGCAAAGUACAGAGGGGAGUUUGAGGAGAGGCUGAAGGCUGUGUUGAAAGAAGUAGAGGAGGCUGAAGGGAAGGUGAUCCUGUUUAUUGAUGAAAUCCACCUUGUUCUUGGUGCUGGUAGAACUGAAGGGUCUAUGGAUGCUGCAAAUCUUUUCAAGCCGAUGCUCGCUAGAGGUCAGCUCCGGUGCAUUGGGGCAACGACUCUAGAGGAGUAUAGGAAGUAUGUGGAGAAAGAUGCUGCGUUUGAGAGAAGGUUUCAGCAGGUUUACGUGGCGGAACCCAGUGUUCCGGAUACGGUUAGCAUCCUACGAGGCUUGAAGGAGAGAUAUGAAGGGCAUCAUGGUGUUCGAAUUUUGGAUAGAGCCUUGGUUAUGGCUGCGCAACUGUCGAGUCGAUACAUCACAGGGCGCCAUCUCCCUGACAAGGCAAUUGAUUUAGUUGAUGAGGCUUGUGCGAAUGUGAGAGUCCAGCUUGACAGUCAACCAGAAGAGAUUGACAACCUUGAAAGAAAGAGAAUGCAGCUGGAAGUUGAGCUUCAUGCGCUUGAAAAGGAAAAGGAUAAAGCUAGCAAAGCUCGGCUUGUUGAAGUUCGGAGAGAGCUUGAUGACUUGAGAGACAAGCUCCAACCCUUGAUGAUGAAGUAUAGAAAAGAGAAGGAGAGGAUUGAUGAGAUUCGAAGGCUUAAGCAAAAGCGUGAGGAGCUCUUAUUUGCUUUAACAGAGGCUGAAAGAAGAUAUGACCUAGCCAGGGCUGCUGAUUUGCGUUACGGGGCUAUUCAAGAAGUGGAAUCUGCUAUUGCUCAGCUUGAAGGAAGCACAGAGGAGAACUUGAUGUUGACUGAAACUGUUGGACCAGAACACAUUGCAGAGGUUGUAAGCCGUUGGACUGGUAUACCAGUAACAAGGCUUGGCCAGGAUGACAAACACAGGUUAAUUGGACUUGGUGAGAGAUUGCAUAAGAGGGUGGUGGGUCAAAACCAGGCAGUGGAUGCUGUGGCAGAAGCCGUGUUGAGAUCAAGAGCUGGAUUAGGCCGACCGCAGCAACCAACUGGAUCAUUUCUUUUCUUGGGUCCAACAGGUGUUGGUAAAACUGAGCUUGCAAAGGCCCUUGCUGAGCAACUUUUCGAUGACGAAAAUCUAAUUGUCCGAAUUGAUAUGUCUGAGUAUAUGGAGCAACAUUCUGUUGCACGUCUGAUUGGCGCUCCUCCUGGAUAUGUUGGUCAUGAAGAAGGUGGACAACUCACGGAGGCUGUGAGGCGGAGGCCAUAUAGUGUUAUAUUGUUUGAUGAAGUGGAGAAAGCUCACCCUACAGUUUUCAAUACUCUCCUGCAAGUUCUAGAUGAUGGGCGAUUAACUGAUGGUCAAGGUCGUACAGUUGAUUUUAGGAAUACAGUGAUCAUUAUGACUUCAAACCUUGGGGCGGAACAUCUCCUAACUGGUUUACUGGGAAAGUGUUCAAUGCAAGUUGCUCGUGAUCGAGUUAUGCAAGAGGUGAGGACGCACUUUAGGCCGGAACUGCUGAAUCGGCUGGAUGAGGUAGUUGUUUUCGAUCCUCUUUCACGUGAGCAACUGAGGAAGGUAGCUAGGCUACAAAUGAAGGAUGUUGCUGCCCGACUUGCUGAGAGGGGUGUUGCUUUGGGUGUGACUGAUAAAGCAUUAGAUUAUAUUCUGGAUGAGAGUUAUGAUCCGGUUUAUGGUGCUCGACCCAUAAGAAGAUGGCUUGAGAAGAGAGUGGUGACAGAGCUGUCAAGAAUGCUGAUAAGAGAAGAGAUAGAUGAGAACUCUACUGUGUACAUAGACGCAGGGCCUAAUGGAGGCGAGUUGGUUUACCGGGUUGAGAAGAAUGGAGGCCUGGUUAAUGCUGUCACCGGCCAGAAAUCGGAUGUGCUGAUUCAACUACCGAAUGGAGUAAGGUUGAACGAUGAUGCUCAUCAGGCAGUUAAGAAGAUGAAGAUUGAGGAAAUGGAUGAGGACGAGGACAUGGAUGUGUAAACCUUUUCUUUCAUUAUUAUUGUUCCCGGGGUGUAACGUGCGAAAGUCUAUGCAGUAUCUUUUAGUGCUCAUCAUCUGUAAUCUGUAUUGAUGAUGGCAUCGGUUUGUAAAAUCUGUGUCCAAGCGCAACUUCGUUGCUUGUAACAGAUUUCUUUUCAUAUUUAAGUUGUGGUUUUUUGUUACACUCUUCGCUAAUAUUUCUCUCUUUCGUGUGCAUAUCAAUAUUUAUGAGUUGUAUGGAUGUCUAGGAUGUGAACUUCUUUACACUAUUUUCACAUCAGCAUAUCUUCUUUUCAGAUUAUUAGAGAUUGAACCAACAGAAGUUAUUGGUUUACAUUGGAAUUAUUUGUUACUGGGAUUGGAGAUGGUCGUAUUGGCGUAGUCCAUAGGAUUGAUGGUAAAAUAUGAGCUCAUCUUACUACUACAUCUACAUAACCAAGCUUUUAUUUACUGGAGCCACACCAUGAUUAACUGUUGGUUGUGUUCACAAACUGGGCUAGGGAAAUGGGCUUUGGAAAUUUAUUGAUAAGGUGCCACCAAGUGAC
This is a messenger RNA of Fragaria vesca subsp. vesca, 3403 nucleotides long. RefSeq names its product chaperone protein ClpB1-like. The transcript is spliced from 7 exons. Gene Ontology annotation, biological process: cellular response to heat. NCBI's taxonomy places the organism in Eukaryota, Viridiplantae, Streptophyta, Magnoliopsida, Rosales, Rosaceae. Gene Ontology annotation, molecular function: ATP binding; ATP hydrolysis activity. Bases 120 to 2858 code for a protein of 912 amino acids. The record is from RefSeq and is a predicted model, not a curated record. Gene Ontology annotation, cellular component: cytoplasm.